Molecule: messenger RNA, 1442 nt
Organism: Cryptomeria japonica (Japanese cedar)
Lineage: Eukaryota; Viridiplantae; Streptophyta; Pinopsida; Cupressales; Cupressaceae
Exons: 3
Coding region: 168-881 (237 amino acids)
Source: RefSeq, a predicted model, not a curated record
CAGACGUCAUCAAAUAUACGUGCCAGAGUCCGACACGCCAGUUUGUUCCUACUCACCCCUUAUAUAUACGUCAUCAUCUCACUUCCAAUUUUGUUCAUUACGCGCACAGAUCUAAAACACCACUAUGUACUCCUACCCACCAAACACCCAAAAAAGAAAAAAUUGAGAUGAUCACUUCUGUAACGCUAGCCCACAGCCAAAAGCAGAGCCAAAGUAUGAGCGUCUCAUUUGGGAUCUUCAAGCCUAACGAUGGCUGCGACAUCGAUGAUAUAUUAGUCCAUAUGACCGCUGUGGCUGCCUCCUUGGAAAAAUCCCGCAACAUUAACGUCGCAAUUUUAAGAUGUCUCGACUGUUCAUGGGCGGCUGUUUUUGCAGUGGUAAAGGAGGGAUCACAAUCCGCUGACAGAUCAGACUUAAAUCUGCCUGAGGCAGCAGAGUUUAUAGAGGGAUUAAACUGCGAGGUGAAAAUUGUGAACUCGGGUUUCUUCCGCUUGAAUUCCCAGCAGACGAGCAAAGGAAAACUCUUUGCGCAGCUUUCGUUGGGCGAUGUGGUGAGCCUUCGCAGAAUACGGUUUAGCUCCAAGAGACAAGACAUGGUUUCUUACUCCUGCGUUGCCAUUCUUAAAGCUUAUUUUAAUCGGCUGAAAGGAGUAUAUUCAUAUUCCUUCUAUGACUCGCUGGACGGGAAGAGGAUUAUAGGUUUGGCAGUGUGGGAUAGCAUUCAGUCUGCGUUGGCGAUGCUGAAAUAUCCAGAUAAUAACCCUGCGUUGCCGUUCUGGAAGGGGGCUGGGGCGAAACAGCUCAAGUAUCAUGUAUGCCAGGUUGUCUAUGCCACUGACACGUGUCCCAUAAAAAAUUGCAGCCCCGGUUUUAAGAUCUAAUUUUAUUGGAGGGUCGUACACAAGGACUGGCAGUUAAGAGGAUAUAUCCCUGUCCGGGGUGUAUCACAGAACUUUCUCGAAGGAAACUAUUCCGUAAUGCGCACGCAAAUUCCAUCCAAGACCAAAAAAUAUGGAAUGACAAAAUUCUUUAUUCUUUAUUUUUAACUCAAUGUAAAUAUUGUAAUUAAAGAUCGAAUAACACAAUUCUUUAUUCUUUUGGAAAGAAAAAUAAAAAAAAUUCUUUAUUCUUUUUUAUUUUAUUUUAAUAGGUAAAUGGGGUUCUUUCUAUAGUGUAUUGGUUUAACUUGUGGUGGUGUUGUUGUGACCAUAAAGGUUCAAAUUUCUGUUGGGCCAUUAUCAUUAUGAUCAUUUGUGCCUUUGUUGGUCUAACGUACUUGUGUGUUUGAGCCUUAGCAUUGUUAGAUGGGGAUGAGGUCCCUUAUUUGUAACCUCACCAGUUCAUAGCUCUGGGUCAGAAGCACUUCACGUGUAGUCAAAGGGUGUGUAUAUCAAAACCACCAAUCAAAAGAUUACCCAAUGCUUAAAAAAAUAAAAAAAGUA